Messenger RNA from Dunckerocampus dactyliophorus (ringed pipefish), 6498 nucleotides. RefSeq names its product gap junction delta-2 protein (gene gjd1b). NCBI's taxonomy places the organism in Eukaryota, Metazoa, Chordata, Actinopteri, Syngnathiformes, Syngnathidae. The coding region runs from base 771 to 1691 and encodes 306 amino acids. The record is from RefSeq and is a predicted model, not a curated record. The transcript is spliced from 3 exons. Gene Ontology annotation, cellular component: connexin complex. Gene Ontology annotation, biological process: cell communication.
CAGAGAGAUGAAUCCUUUCUGUAAUCCUCUAGACACACGCUCGGUCUGGCUGCCUACUAACUCUGAGAGACGGAGAGGGAGGCAGAGGCUGCAGGUGGAGUGUACAAACGGAGAGUGGAACCAAGUGGGAACGGAGAAAAGGAUGAGGUGGGGACAAGAAAGAAGAGCACCCUCUUGUUAAGCGAAAUACUCCCAGCGAGAGGAAAAGGUGGAGGAGGGGAGGAGAAACCACCAAGCCACUCUCGCACGGCUUCAAGCGGAGGACACUGUUGGAGGGAGCAGGAGGUGGAUGCUUCUCUUCACCGCUGCCUGAACAAAAACCAGGAGAGGGGGGGAAGCACUCACGCUGAUCUGGGAAGGAAGGAGGAGGUCAUGAAGAGGAUGGGAGAGGGAGGCGGAUCUCUUUUAAUUGAGGCUCGCAUGAACGUGUGGACAUGACCCCGGUUUGACAAGAUGCUCGCAGUGUGUUUGAGGAGGUCUUCUGUGGGAGAGGGGUGCACGUCGGCUCUAAUUGUGGCUGCUCCUUGAAAGUCAUCCGGAGACGACAACUUGUGUGCGUGUGACAGGAAGUGUGUGUACUCACAGGAAAGUAGGAAGACCCUCUGGUGCAGCAGGUUCCUAACACCACCCAAAGCUGCUCUACCGCACCUUUGCAAGCAAGGUGGGAGAAGAAGAAGAAGGGACUCAAGCACCUUCACUGGUACCUUACUGAAAGGGUUGGGGUCUUCUUUAUUGUCCCUUUCUUCAGUGGAUGCCUCCAAAGCGCAGCCAUGGGAGAAUGGACCAUACUGGAGCGCCUCUUGGAGGCCGCCGUGCAGCAGCACUCUACGAUGAUAGGAAGGAUACUGCUGACGGUGGUUGUGAUCUUUCGCAUCCUGAUCGUGGCUAUUGUGGGGGAGACGGUGUAUGAGGAUGAGCAGACUAUGUUCAUCUGCAACACCCUGCAGCCGGGCUGCAACCAGGCGUGCUAUGACAAGGCCUUUCCUAUCUCCCACAUCCGCUACUGGGUCUUCCAGAUCAUACUGGUGUGCACGCCCAGCCUCUGCUUCAUCACUUACUCCGUUCACCAGUCGGCCAAACAGAGAGACAGACGCUACUCCUUUCUCUAUCCCAUCAUGGAGCGAGACUACGGGGGAAGGGAUGGGGCGCGAAAGCUACGAAACAUUAAUGGAAUUUUAGUUCAGCAUGGCGGCGAUGGCGGAGGAGGUAAAGAAGAACCUGACUGCCUUGAAGUGAAGGAGAUCCCCAAUGCCCCACGAGGUCUCACCCACGGGAAGAGCUCCAAGGUACGUCGACAGGAAGGGAUCUCACGCUUUUACAUCAUUCAGGUGGUGUUCCGAAACGCCCUGGAGAUUGGAUUUUUGGCCGGCCAGUACUUUCUCUAUGGCUUCAGUGUGCCUGGGAUUUUCGAAUGUGACCGCUACCCGUGUCUGAAGGAGGUGGAGUGCUACGUGUCUCGCCCCACGGAAAAAACUGUUUUCCUGGUGUUCAUGUUUGCGGUGAGCGGUAUUUGUGUGGUGCUCAACCUGGCCGAGCUCAACCAUCUGGGCUGGCGCAAGAUUAAAGCGGCCAUCAGGGGCGUCCAGGCCCGCAGGAAAUCCAUUUGUGAGAUCAGGAAGAAAGACAUGGCGCAUCUGUCCCAACCACCCAACCUGGGGCGCACACAGUCCAGCGAGUCGGCCUACGUCUGAUGCUAAAGAGCAGAGGAAGAGGAGUGGAAGGAAUGUGCGAGAGUGAAAAGGCAGUAAUUAUGAUUUUUAAAGGGAAGAGGAGGUCAAAUCGGAUGACGAGACGCAUCUCUGUGAUGAUGGGAUGAAGACCAAACCUCCAUCUGGGUCACUUUAGGAGCCAAGACAUAAAAUGAAAACGUAUAAAAGAUAACACAUUUUAACCUCAUUUUUCGAGAGCUGUUCUCACUGCCAUUUUUUCUUUUUUUACUACAAACUCCUUUGUCCCCUUAUGUCUUUUGACCGAGAGAGACAAAUCCUCAGAAGGCCGGGCAGGUAACAACUGAGUGGAAGAGGACUGCUUUGUGUUAUUUGGGGAUGCUGCGGGAAUGACGGCAGUCAUUUGAUGCAUCCCAUGGUGCUUUUCUGGACUGUGUCAGCUUCAGUGAAAAAAGGGAUGGGCGAUGGGACAGGGAGGAUGAGCAGCAAUAGAGCGAGGAGAAGGAACGGAAGACCUGUCAAAGCUGUGACAGGAAAAAUAAGGCAAGAUUAGAAGGGGGGCCAUCACACUCUGGGAAAACGUGAAAGAGGAGUCGUGUCCUCCUGCGGCGGGAGAGUGAAGCCAAGUGAGAAAGAGCUGCUCUGAUGAGCGUCAUCCUUGUCCAAGCCAAAGCCAAGAGAAGAAGAGUAACGAUGUUUAUGUUUUCGUCUCUUGGCAAACGAGUAUUUUAACACAAACAUAACUGGUACCACACACUUUUUUUUUCUCUCCUCCUCCCUUUGUGUCGCUUACGCCACAGUUGGCAGCUAUGUAGACCCCCAAAGGGGGGAGCGGGAGGCGUUUUUUUUUUUCGUAAGACAGUAACGGCCCUCGCUGCUCUCCUUCUACGUCCAUGUUGGAGAGGAACUGGUGAACACAGAGACAUGGGGCGUGUAAACGCUCCCAGAGCACAAACCAAACGUUCCUCCAUGCAGCAUUCCAGGGCACUGAGAGUCUAGGGAGAGACCGUCCAGAAGACGAGGGGAACCUUUCUCUUUAUUUUUACAGCUUAAAUGAAUUCUAUGAAAUAUCUAACAAAUGUGUUACACUUUUCUUUUACGAAAGCAAUGGUGCCAUCCUUGACAGAUUUAAACAUUCUUGAAUCGAUGAAUAGUGCAUAUCAAUGAUAUUAUUUAUGCAUUUAGAGUAUAUUCAAAUCAUUUAUUUAUCUUUAUGGGUGGGUCCUCUGGGACGUCAUGUUCAACUUUCCAAAUGUAUGACGUGUUUGUCUUUUUUUUAAUUUUGUAUUCUUUUUCACUGAUGAAAGUGAUUAUCGACAUGGGAAUGGCAGGGUUGCCCUUGUGAGCUUUUUUUGAACGAUACGAGCAUGUGCAACUGAUUUUGCUAUGUACAAAGUUUCGAAAAGUGCUGGGGAAAAAAUAUCUAGUUUUUUUCCCAUAGAAAGCCUUGAUUUGCUUCUUCAAAAUCAGCUGCACAGCUUCAGGCAACUAAGGCCUGCGAGCAUUUGAAAAAGCAUGUUUACAUGACGCAAUGUUACUGAAUGAUCAAGCUGUGUAACCAAUGAAUCGUGGAUUGCUUGGAGUUUUGUUGUGCGUUGAGCUCCUGAGUGGAUUUCAGCAUGCAUGCAAUGUCAGAGAAAAGCAUAAGAGAGCUUUGAAAGAAUUAGAAGAAAAAAAACAUUGGGAAGUGUUGCACUUUGAUUUAGAAAGACAAGUGGGAGAGUGGCAGACUGAAGGAACGUUGGUUGGACAGAAGUGGAGGACGUUCUCAGACACACAUAAACAUCGUUACAACCUCGCUGUGAGCCUGUGAAACCAGAUAUGCGGACUGUUUCGUUGGCUACACAUGGCAACCUUGAAAAUGACAUCUGUCAAAACGCAAACAAAAUUAGGCUUGGGUCCCUCUUCAGGACGAGCCAGUUAAAUCAUUUUUACUGAUGUACCCCCCAAAUACACACACUCACGUUUACACGUUCACGUUUACAUGCACUAAAUUAUGGCAUGAAUUUGGUUGAGAGUUUUUACGCACUUUAUUGAAUGAUGCUUGAACGCCCCACUGUAGAUGCAAAAGCAAAACUACACCACUUUAUCCAACGCUGCCGCCUCAUCCUUGUUCCCUGUCGUUACGCAAUCUGUACCGGAAACGCAAUCGGUCCUGCGCGUGCGCGAGCACUACGUCACUUCCUCCUUUUGUCAAAUUUGAACAAUUACAAAAAAAAAGUCCGUCAUUUUGUUGGCCUGGAUAAAUUGACAUCUCUCUCCUCUUUUUACCGCACAGGCUGGAUGACGAGAGGGUUCACUCUGCACAUACUGUAGGUGAGGUUGCUUUCAUGCUGGACGUGGAAUAUUCGUCUCCGUCGCUUUUUCACGUUGGCAGUUGGACAUUUGGCUCCGUAGCAACAGCGGUAGUUCCCCCGCACUGCUCUCUCAUGGUGCGGGGAGCUCGCACAGGAAGAGUCCAUCCAUCCAUCCAUCCAUCCACCCAUCCAUUUUCUUCCGCUUAUUCGGGUCCGGUUCGCGGGGGCAGCAGUCUCAGUAGGGAAGGCCAGACUUCCCGGUCCCCAGCCACCUCUUCCAGUACCACUGGGAGGACACCAAGGCGUUCCCAGGCCAGCUGUGAGACAUAAUCCCUUCAGCGUGUCCUCUGUAUACCCCGGGGAAACUAAUUUCUGCCACUUGUAUCUCGUUCUUUCACCCACGACCCAAAGCUCAUGGCCACAGGUGAGGGUGGGAACAUAGUUCGACCGGUAAAUUGAGAGCUUUGCCUUCCGGCUCAGCUCUCUCUUCACCACGACGGUCCGGUGGUGCAACCCGGAAGGUGCAAUCCACCCUUUUUCGACUGAGAACCAUGGCCUUGGAUUUGUAAUAUCACGAGAAUAAAGACGUAAAUUUACGAGAAAUCUCUUGUAACUUUAUGUUACAGGCAUUGCCUGAGACAGCUAUGACACGCAAUAUUACAAUUUUAUUCUCGGAAAUUUACGACUUUAUUCUCGAAAUCCUAGAUUUGUUUUUUUCUAUGUGGCCCUAAUACUCCAUCGUACUCCACAGUAUAAACACACAGAUGCUAAAUGUCCAGUGUUCUACUUCCAGUAUAUUGUUAAACAGGCGGAGAAAUAAAGUCACAUGGGGUUGUUUAAAGUACCACCGAAUGACCAAGCUAACAUUCAUCUUUGAUAACCAGCUGAAGAAUAUCAGCACUUACGGCUAUUACAGCUGUGAAUGAAGCAAGUUUACGUCAUAACGUGACACGGCAUCCUCAACAAGCAAAGCAAGUGUUGGAGCGCCAGGAAGAAAGGAUGAAGCCAACCAAAUCCCCCCAAAUCUCUCUGUUGUCUAUUCACUCCCACUGUCAUAAUCUCUCUGAUUCUUCCAGGUGAUUAUCCCCAGAUUUAGACUCUUCCAGGCAUCAUCUAUGCUCCCCAUUUGGGAUUGAUGUGUUCCACCGUAUAGUCCGAUGCGCUGACACGACACUCCACAAUGCCUAUUAAUAGAUUUUGAGUCUUGGCUUCUCCUCAGGGAGCACUUGUAGAAAAGGCUUAUCACCGACCUUGCGCCUUAAGGCCAAGCCAAUGUCCUGUGCUAUUUACAGCGCCUUCUGGAGAGUCACUACCUAGCACAGAUCUAAUCUCCACAACACAGGCCAUUUAGACGAUGGAGGACACGUUGAAUACACAUGUCGUUAUGUCUGGUUUCAUUCAGGCCAGCGUGAGCAUGCACAAGGACGUACAUUCAAUGUGUGCGUUGCCACAGUUAGACAAUUUUCACUCAGAACACACGAGUCCUUGCAGGCACACUCCACAUUGAUCAGCGGUCCGCCACUUCCCAAAGCAAUUCUUCCAACAUUCCACUACUCUCCACAGUCUACUUUUCUAUUUGUCAGUGUGAAAUUAAUUAUGCAACUUUUUUUUUGGGGUGGGAGGGGUUCUAAUUUACUUAUUGACUUGUGGAUUCAGUUUGUUGUCUGUCGCUCUUUUUGUGCAGUCAAAAAAAGGACGUUUUUGUAUGUAAAAGAACAAAAGAAAAAAACGGAAACAUGUCAAAUCAAGGGUAGAGAGCUGAAAAGACGAAAAACAAGAAAAUAUGUUAAAAUGCCUCCCUUGCCAAAGUGAUAUGCAAAAUUUGUUUUUUUUAAAAAAACUGCAUGUGUAACAGAUAGAUUAAGCAUGUUUCUAUGUUUUCUUCGACAAUAUCUUUUUUAGAAAGCUGUCACGUCUCAAUGCCAAGAGUGUGUAUUAAUGACCAUGUUGUUGAGAUCGUACAAAGCCACACACGACAACUCAGUGAAGUCCAAACUACCUACAGUAUGUCAGCAGACGUCCUUCACAGAGUCAGCCAUUUACCAUAGGACAGGGGUGCCCAACGUGCAUCCCGGGGGCCAUUUGCAGGCCACGGCACAUUCUAAAAAUAUCAUUUAAUAAGAAAUAAAAAAAAUCUGCAGUAAUUUAACAAGAAUAAAGUCAAAAUAGUAGGAGGAAAAAGUAGCAAUCUAACAAGAAAAAGUCCAUUUUACAUGAAUAACAUAAUAUUAUGAGGAAAAAAACAUCAUUUUAUGAGAAUAAAGUCAAAAUAUUAAGAGAAAAAGUAAUGUCAUUUUAGGUGCAGAGUUUAAAUAUUAAAAGAAAAAAGUUUCUGAUUUGAAACAAACAAAGCAAAAUAAAAUUAUUUAUUUUUGUUAAAUUAGGUUGGGAAAAAUGCUGUCAUGUGGGACUAAAGUCAUAAUAGUACGAGAAGAACAUUUACAAAGAUGAUGAAAUAUUAGCAAAAUGUUAAAAAGACCAAAGUUCAUACUAAUAAUACUAUUUCUUUUUUUUCUUUUUACCUUUUUUUAAUA